AUGGGCGGCUAUUAUGACACUCACCGCAUGUACUAUGUGGUGCAUGCUUGCACAGGCUUCACUCUCACCGCCACUCCCACUGCUCACAAUAAGAGCCGCGGCAAGAGAUUGAAAGUUGCGUCCCAUUUACAACUCGGCCUUGUCUCUUAUCAUGUCUGUUGCAUUCACUUUUGGUUCUUUCGGCGACAUCAUCUCUUUAGUUCAACUCAGCUCGCAGGUUAUUCGAGUUCUGACAAGCACCACUGGCGCCUCUGAACUUUAUCAAGGACUCAUCCUAGACGUUACGCGCCUUCAAUGUUUCUUACAGCAACUAGAGACAUGCAUUUCAAUGAUGCCUCGUGUCCCCAACACUGGUUUGGUUUCCGAGGACGAUGCCAAGGAUCAGAUCGCGGAUUGUCUAAAGACACUGCAACAGAUAUUAGAUCGGGCUUCCUACUACCGAUCUGUAGUAGAGAUUAAGACAUCCGGCAAAUCGUCUAUGAAGACAUGGAUCAAAGCUGGUUGGAUGUUAUUCAAAGUGGGUGAACUCGAAGAGUUCAGAAUGAAACUGCAUCAUCACAAUACAAUUGCUGCUCGCUUACUGGCAUCCAUGCAAUACGACUCGUUGCAAGUGGUACAUCGUACUACAAAACAUACUGGGCAUGCUAUUGAAGAUGUCCGGGCCUCAACGUCUGUCAUCGAAUGCAAUCUUAAUGUUGCCUUAGGAAUACUCCACAGAGUGGAACGUCAUAUGCCGCACACACUCGGAUAUUCCUGGGAAGGCAACAUUUCAUCCGCAAUAUCCUUUGAAGACGCGCUAGGUAGAAAAUACCUGUUGCCCCGCGAAUUCUGCCAAAGUCCAACAUUAAUACGCGAUCUCAUGUCAGUUGCCUUGCGAGACGUCUUACCUCCGGAUCUUCGCUUUAUCACCUGGGAGCAAGCUCACUUCUGGAUCUCUGAACCCGAUGAUGUAGACUCGUUUGCUUCAAAGGUGCAUUCAUGGUCGGAUGCGUUUGAGGAAUAUCCCCAGUCGACCCUCCAAAUGUCACUUCCCGUCUUGCACUACGACAGGCCGACGGACUCCGUAACCGUGAAGGAACUUUCAGGAUUAACUCGCAUUCCUUUGUACUUCACGCUGUACUCUUGUUCGUACGGACAAGCUCGCAAUCACUGGGAAGCCGAUGAUCGUACACGGGCGCUGGUCAAGCUCAGGGGGAAGAAGAAACGGCAGAAGUAUGUGCCUUUAUAUGCUCCUGACAUAGACUACUGUUAUUGUGUUUCAUCGUCCUGAAUCAGGUGUUAUACAGUCUCCGUAGAUGCCUUCGUUGCGCGCCAAGAACAUCAUCUUCAUGUCUAACAUAUCCUGCCGACGUUUGGGGGAAUAGACCACCUCAUUGGCUUUAUACGUCGGGAGUAGUCGGGGUUGCAUCACAAGAAUGUCAGGAUCCUCACGUGGUCUCUUUUAAUUUACGCGUCCGUUUUCAUCAUCAAUACAGACUGCCGUCUCAAAACACCUGCUGCAAUGGGCUUGCAACCCAUAUAAUUCUCCAUCAUAAACAUGCGUCCUAUUCCUGCGCGGGAUCGCUGAAGGCUCCUCAGUUUAUACGCAUGUCUGAUAUCGCUUCGUGAGUCUGGAUCCCUUCAGGUCUCACAAAGGAACAAGCUGUACAUUGACGGCAAAAGACCGAAUAUUCCCUAUUGCCGUACAAGGACAAGAAAAGCCGUGAGUAAGUUCAUCACAAUACGCCCACAAUACUAGAAACUAGAAAAAAAAUGGAUAAUAAGUAGUAUGUAUACAGAUGGAGAGAAAAAGGAGAGAAAUGAGAAAACCGUCCAUACGAGUCAUCCCAUCCCAUGAUAUACACAUACACGACGCACAUCCUUCAAAAAUAUACAGUUCGCCCUUGGUUGUUUCACAUUUCC
This is a messenger RNA of Somion occarium, 1902 nucleotides long. Lineage: Eukaryota; Fungi; Basidiomycota; Agaricomycetes; Polyporales; Cerrenaceae. The record is from the annotation of a GenBank genome assembly.